Molecule: messenger RNA, 1095 nt
Organism: Clarias gariepinus (North African catfish)
Lineage: Eukaryota; Metazoa; Chordata; Actinopteri; Siluriformes; Clariidae
Gene: ch25h
Product: cholesterol 25-hydroxylase
Exons: 1
Coding region: 20-832 (270 amino acids)
Biological process (GO): sterol biosynthetic process; cholesterol metabolic process
Molecular function (GO): steroid hydroxylase activity; C-4 methylsterol oxidase activity; iron ion binding
Source: RefSeq, a predicted model, not a curated record
CACACAGAUACAGAGCAACAUGUCUCAGCUCACACAGAUGCAGAGCAACAUGUCUCAUCUUACAGAGACGCAGAGCAAUAUGUCUCAUCUGCAGGGAAUAUGGAACUGCAUCCUACAGUACGAGACCUUGUUAAGGUCUCCACUUUUUCCUGCACUGUUUUCACUGACGGUCUACUUAGGUUUCUGUUUACCUUUCGUGGUUCUGGACCUCCUGUCCUCCAGAGUAGACCUGGUGAGGAGAUACAAAAUCCAGCAGAAACCUGUGACCUUGAGGAUGAUGUGGACCUGUCUGGCUCUCUCCCUCUACAAUCACAUGGUGUACAUCUUCCCACUGAGCGUGCUGCAUUGGUACUGGAGACCUGUCAUCUACCCAGCGGAAGCUCCCAGUUUUCUCGAAGUCAUUGGACACUUGGUGAGCUGUUUGCUGCUCUUCGAUUUCCAGUAUUUCAUCUGGCAUUUGCUGCAUCACAAAGUGCCAUGGCUUUACCGCACAUUCCACAAGGUGCACCAUAGGCACACAUCCACCUUCGCUCUCACUACAGAGUACUCGGGUGCUUUUGAGACUCUCUCACUCGGGCUGUUCGCAUCAGUGAACCCCAUGCUUCUGGGCUGCCACCCAUUCACCGAGAUGCUCUUUCAUAUCUUGAACAUGUGGCUGUCGGUCGAGGACCACUGUGGGUAUGAUCUGCCCUGGGCCACUCAUAGACUUGUUCCUUUUGGACUGUAUGGAGGUGCUCCACAUCAUGACCUUCAUCACCAGAAGUUCAAGGCCAACUACGCUCCAUACUUUACACACUGGGACAAGCUGUUUGGGACACUUCACUCAGAGUGAAGAGGCAAAGAAGGACCCUCAGAAAGACUAUCAUCUCAAAGACUUUUAUUGUUAUUGGAUUCUGUGAAUCUACAAAACCACUAAAUAUUAUUAUACUUAAUAUCAUUAACAUAAAUCAGAUACAUGUUAAGCUAUUUAUUUAAAUUAAGUUAUGAAUUUCAAUGUGUGAUUGUUUGUGAGUUUUUAUAUUUUUGUAAAUAUUUAACUGCUAUUUAUGAAGUCUAACUUAUAUGAAUUGUUGUGCUUGUUGAUCAAGAACAAUA